ACAUGCGUAUAGUUGUAGUUGUACUACUUUAAAUAAUCUCUCCACAGUAUAAUUUUUAUUUAUUUUAUUUUUAUUAAUUUUUUUUGGUGCUCUGAUUUUCGGAGGAAUCUUCGCCGUUGGCUGCCGGAAUAUUCCUUUCACAUUGUUUCUGCUCCCCGCCUGUUCUAUACUUGACCCUAAAUUUAACCCUGAUUAUGAAGUAGAUCUGAAGCUAAUUUCUGAAGAUCUGGAUUUAGUUCUGUAUCUUGCAAGUAAUAAUGGCUAUUUUUGGAUUGUUGUAGUUUUCGAGGAUUUGGGUUCGAUUUCGAUUUGAGUUCAAAAUUCGAGAUGGCAUCCAACGUAGAAGAAGCGGUGAGAGCCAAAGCAUUUGCGGAGAAGCAAUUUGUGGAGAAGAACUUUGUAGCUGCAAAAGAUUACGCUUUGAAAGCUCAAAUGCUCUGUCCUGAGCUAGAGGGGAUAUCACAGAUGGUGGCCACGUUUGGAGUUUACAUGGCUUCCGAGGCGAAAAUAAACGGAGAGCUCGAUUUCUAUUUAAUUCUUGGGGUGGAUUCCUCUGUGGACAAGUCCAAAUUAAAGAGACAGUACAAGAAACUAGCAGUAAUGCUACACCCUGACAAGAACAGAACUAUUGGUGCUGACGGGGCGUUUCGGUUGGUUUCCGAGGCAUGGACACUUUUAUCAGACAGUGCUAAAAGAAGCUCGUACGAUCAGCGCAGAAAUUUGUUUCCACCCUCUCAUGGAAGGCUCGAUACUUUUUGGACAGUCUGUACAUCAUGUCAUGUUCAGUACGAAUAUCUGAGGAAGUAUGUCAACAAAAGACUUUCUUGUAAGAACUGUCGCGGUGUCUUCAUUGCUGUCGAAACUGGAUUAGCCCCUUUGGCCGGUUCUUUCUCGUAUGGCAAUUUCCCUUUUGUGCCUCAGAAUGGUUAUGGGAGCCAUGGUUGUGGUGUUAGUGUUACGUAUAUACCAACAACGCCGACUGGAUAUUGUACACCAAAUGUGGCAUCGGGGCAUCACAGCGGACAUAGAUCCGAUUAUGCCUCGAAUAUUUCGUUUCAGGGUAGCUCGUCUGGAAUAUUAGAGCCUAGUGGAUUAUCUGCUUCCUCGUUUGUCUUUCAUCAAGCCAACGGUGAGACAAGAAAGGCUAAAGUUAAAGCUAAUGCAAAGCAUCAAACGGUGAAAGCUACUACUACUCCAGGUCAUGUGAGCUCCAACGGGCAUAAUGAAGUAGUAAAAUCGAAGCGUGGUAGGCCUGCCAAGAAGAGAAAAAUUGAAUUGGGAAGCUCGUACGUUAACGGGAAUGGAGAAUUUUGCGGAAAUAUUGUUGUGGAACCUAAAUUAGGCAAUGGGAAUGGAGCGUCGAAGCCUGCGUCUAAGCUUUCCUCCACACCCGAGACUUUGACCAAACGCUUUUCACCUGCCCCUGUGAUUGAUGGUAGACAGUUGCUUAUUCAGAAGGCGAAGUUAGAAAUCCGUAAGAAACUAGAAAAAAUGAAGUUGGCUUCAGAAGCAGCAGCUUCUGCUGCAGAGGCCGAGAAAAGAUAUAAACUCGCGGCAGCUGAGAAGUCUGCUAACAAAACGAUAGAGCUGAAGAGAACUGUUUCGAUGUCAAUAACAGUACCAGAUUCCGAUUUCCAUGAUUUCGACCAAGAUAGAUCCGAAGAGUGCUUUAAACCGAAGCAGAUAUGGGCCCUUUACGACGAGGAAGACGGAAUGCCUCGAUUGUAUUGUCUGAUUCGCGAGGUGAUUUCGGUGAAUCCGUUCAAGAUUCACAUAAGCUACUUGAGCUCGAAAUCCGACAGCGAAUUUGGGUCGGUGAAUUGGUUGGAUUCCGGGUUCACGAAAUCGUGCGGGAGCUUUAGAGUGUUCCAUUCCGAGACGAUUGACCAAGUCAACAUAUUCUCACAUCUUCUCAGCAGAGAGAAGACUGGUAGGGGAGGCUGUGUGAGAAUAUAUCCAAGAAGUGGAGAUAUUUGGGCGGUUUAUCGAAACUGGUCGUCGGAUUGGAACAGAGCAACUCCCGAUGAAGUGAGGCACCAGUAUGAAAUGGUGGAAAUUCUCGAAGACUAUUCCGAGGAAAAUGGUGUGUGGGUAACUCCGCUGAUUAAAUUGGAUGGAUAUAAGACGGUGUAUCAAAGGAACAAUGAUAAGAAUGCAGUUCAAUGGAUUCAAAGAAGAGAAAUGCUUCGAUUUUCGCACCAAGUUCCGUCUUGUUCGCUUAAAAUUGCAGGUACUGAGUUGCCCGAUGAUUGUUGGGAUCUCGAUUCUGCUGCAAUCCCAGAUGAACUUCUUCUUCAAGGAGAAAUCGAACUUAGGAAGAAUUUAACUACAGAAGAAAAAGUCGAGCCAAGUGAAAUCAGUGCUUCGACUUCUGUGGAAAUUCUUCAAGAGGAUUGUAGAGUAAAAGCUGGAGCUGAAAUCGUAUGUGGUGAAACGAGUGCAAGGAGUUGAACGAGGGGAAUCGAGGUAAUGGGAAUUUAAUUUUCUUGAUUAUAUUCUAGAAUUAUGAAUUUCCGAAGGAGUGUGCAUUACGAGGCGAAAUGUAUAGGUUUAAACACAGCUAAGAUGUUAUUCUUGGAAAAAACGAAAGGUAGUUAGUUGGAGGAUUAGAACUAAUCCUUGCCCCCAUAAUCUAUUUGGGAGCUUUAAAUCUGUACUGUAAUUUGUAACUGGGAUUUGGAACUGUUGAUUUACUGCUGUUAUAGAAAUGCUUUUUAUUUGACUCUAUUUAUUAAGUGAUGUUUGAUUA
Messenger RNA from Erythranthe guttata (spotted monkey flower), 2749 nucleotides. RefSeq lists its product as uncharacterized. Lineage: Eukaryota; Viridiplantae; Streptophyta; Magnoliopsida; Lamiales; Phrymaceae. The record is from RefSeq and is a predicted model, not a curated record.